Messenger RNA from Aureobasidium musti, 2646 nucleotides. NCBI's taxonomy places the organism in Eukaryota, Fungi, Ascomycota, Dothideomycetes, Dothideales, Saccotheciaceae. The record is from the annotation of a GenBank genome assembly.
AUGGAUGCGGAUCAGUUCACGCCGGCGCAACUGUCCUUCUUCUCCAUCUACAGCCCGCCGCUGGGACCGACUGACGAAACAUUCGGCGACCAGGUCGUCUUUUACUAUUCGCGAUCAGCCAGGGAUGGACGCACGAAAGCCAAAGCAACGGCCGACGAGGAGCGACUGAGUGAGAAUGAGAAGCUACGCCAGAUUGGCCUUGCGCAGGGCAUGGCGGGCUUUGCCAGGAACUUUUCCGAUGGUGAACCCAUUGAAGCCGUCGAGACGGAGAAGUCGCGUAUCCUGAUGCACGAGCUGGAGAAGGACUGGUGGGUCCUGGCUGUACGUCGUUCCUCUUUCUGCCUCUCUGUAUCGAUAUACUCAUUCAUGGUGUCCCCUGCANNGUCCGUCGACCUCACACGUCUCCCGUCUUCAAACAAAGACCAAGAGUACGAAUACUCAUCGCGCGAGGUCAGCCCAGCUCCACUCCUUCUACAACAAGUCUUGACCGCCUAUCGCGUCUUCACACUACACCAUGGUCCUUCGCUCAGCGACAUGUAUGUCAAGCUCACGAGAGACAAAUUCUCGGCCCUCCUCGAUCGCUUCUGGACCCGCUUCUGUCGCAACUGGGACGUCCUGCUCCACGGCAACCCCGCUGUUGACAUCUUCGGAGGCUUGAAGCUUGCAGCUGGAGGCGAAUUGGGCUACGGCGUAGGCGAGGAAGAUUGGGGCAGUGGGGACAGAGAGGUGCUUGAAGAUUUGGUACAUCGUACUGAAGGCCUGGUCGACUUGCUCGUCCACCGUUUUGGUGAAGCUGCGCCUCCUGAGGACGACUACACCGACGAUGAUCCAUCUCAAAACACUCUCCAUGAUGCUCGUCAAGGUCUCCCGUGGCUAGGCUGUGGUACUGAGCCCCAGGCUCCAGAUGGCCUCAUUUUCAGUGGUGUGGGUGCAAUCACCCGCCCUUCUGUUCGAGACAUCUCCACCUGGGUUCGCGAUAUCUAUGCCUAUGGUGAGCACGCUUAUGGCGUAAAGGACAAUCCACAUCGACAGCGCCGCAAGAGACGCAGGCGUCAACCCGUGAACGACCCGGAUCCAGAGUCUGAAGCGCCUACUGCCACCGAAGAAGAGCUCAAGAACAAAGCUAUAGACAAGUUGAAGGGUAUCAAGCUACCACCUGACCCUCGUCCGCAAAUGCAUGACAGAGUCGCUUCUCACGAUCAUGCUACCGGUACUCCAGGCGCUCAGGUUGCUUCUCAUCCUGGUAUACCACCUCCCAUUGUCAGCGCUGUCGAAGCUUCACUUGAUCGAGCUAGCGCUUCUGCAGAGUCUCACGCUCCCAACCAACCCCCGCCAUCCUCUGAACAAUCCUCAUCAUGGAAUCUUGGAAGCUCUGACAAAUGGGUCAAGUAUCUCACUUUUGGUCUGGCAUCAGGUGGGAAACGCUCAGAGUCGCCAAAGCGACCAGAGGGCCCGCGUCGUACUUCAACAUCUAGCUCAAAGACUGUCAAGGGUGUCUCCAUCUCCAAAGUAAAAGACGACCACAAGGACGAACCACCAAUGCAGCACUUAGAUCCUACUCCAGAUGGUUAUCAAGCAAUGGCCGCAUUGCAACGCCAACGCCGACAAGAAAACAAAGGCCACUUCCUCGUCGGCUACCACGGCGAUCUCGAACGCGAACCAGCAGAGAACGACGACGACAGCGACACCACAAUCGGCGGUUCCGAAAUCCCCGAAGCCGAACGAAACACGUUGCGCACCGUAAAAGUCGAACUCACAGANAAGGGAGACAACCAAAACGAUGACCUGGACUCGCGAGACAGUUUUGUGAAUCAGGAUACUUCGUCGCGGUUGCGUGUUUUGGUGUAUGUGCAUCGACCUUUUAUUCAUGUGUUUUUGUUUGAGCAGAGGACGCCGUCGCUCAGCAUUACGGGCUUUUACCGCGAACUCCACAAGCAUUUGCGGCCGCUGCACAAAUCGCUCCUCAACAGCACGUCCGCGCAGAAAGUGGCGGAUAGGAUAGCAGCAGCGCAUACUUCGCCUCCAGAGCCUGCGUCUAUAAACCCGCAGAGCCCUCCUUAUUCACCACCCCGCAAUAGUCCUGUCUUCGACCUCGUUUACGAUCCUGUAAACCUGACUUGUCACACUUCUCUACCUAACAUUCCUGAGCCGGGGCAAGUUACACCCUAUGAAGGCAGCGUCGGCACAACGAGUUCAGGCCGUGACGCACCUCCCCAAUGGACACGUCUGGAAGCGCUAAACGUACACAGCCACAUCCUCUUCACGUUACAGCACUCGGCACGCAACGCCCAAGAAACAGAACGCACAUCCAAGACAACACGGCACUGGUGGGUCGUCUGGCUACGGAUUCCUCAACCCGGCGAGGGCGAUGGGAAACAUCCUCGUCCUGAGCACUGUAGAACUGCAUUUUUGGUCCGCAAAGCUAGAGAUCAUGUUGUUGAAAGNAGGGGCAUGGCCAGUGCUAAGAGCAUGGCGAGUAGAGUUAGCAGUGGCAUGUAUAAUCUUGUCGGCGCUAGAGCUGGAGGUGCUGAGAACAGUGAGGAUGGGGCUGGCGAUAAGGGAUGGGGAAGUGCUGCUGCAUUGGCAGGAGGUAUUGGCAUUGAUGCCAGGAAGUAUGUCGAGAAUCUGCUAAGUCUGAAUCGCUAG